UAUUGAUGAUGAUGAUAAUAUUUGAAUUGUAAAAUAAAAAAACAAACAAAAUUAUUAUUGUGAUAUUCUAAGAAAAACGCAAUUAAAUUCUUAAAAAACACAGUACAAAUUCAAAGUUCAUUUACUUUUUGAAUUCAUCAAACAAACAAACAAACCUUGUAUGUUGCAAUAGACGUUUGUGUUGUUUUAGUUCAAAAAACAAAACAAACAAUAACAAAAUUGAUUCAUUUUGAAUUGAAAAUCAUCAUCAUUAUUAUCAUCUUUGAAAUUAUUAACAAUGAUUACAACAAUGUCAAAUGGUAAACGUAUGAAUAAUAAUGGUUAUAAUGGUCGUCGUAGACAUUCACGUGAUGAUAAUGAUCGUUUGAUUGCACAAAAACAAAAAGAACGAAUAUUUUUUCAUAAUUUUUUACAUAAACGUUGUAAAUUAUGUAGUACAAAAUUAAUGCCCGGUUAUUGUCAUAAUUGUUGUUCACCGAUGUGUCAACAUUUUUUCCACAACAAAAAUGAAUGGAAAAAAUUUCAAAAAAAUUCACCAACAACAACAACAGCAAAUUAUCAACAACAACGAGAUAAUCAUUCGAAUCUAUCAACAACAACAACAACAACAUCGAUUGUUAUAAGUGAAAUGAACGAUAGUUUAUCGAAUUCAUCGGUUGUCCAUCACCGUGGAGGAGUUGGAGUGGUAGGAGGAGGAGGAAGAAGAAACCCCAUUUCUUCAUCGUCAUCAUUCGUUAAUCGACAGCAGCCAAAUUCGAAUGAACUUUCGCCAUCAUUACCAUUGCCAAUUGUUAAUCAACAAAAUAUCAUGUCGGUUGUACCAUCGGCACCAAGUAUUGGUCAUGAUUUGUUUAAUAAUGAAAAUGAAGCUGAUAUUGUAUUUUUGGUUGGUCCGGAUAAAAAUAAAUUAUGGCGAUUUCCUGCACAUAGUUCUUUCUUGAAAAAUGUUAGCCAAUAUUUUGCAACAAUUACAAAUGAUCCAAAUAAUAAUAAUAAUAAAGAGAUUAAAAUUGAUUGGUGUGAUCCGGAAAUUUUCGAAAUCAUUCUCAAAUACGCUUAUCUUGAACAAUUAACAUUGAAUUCAGUGGAAAAAACAUUGAAAAUAUUCGAAACAUCAAAUCGUUUUCAAUUAUUUUCAUUAUCAAAACAUUGUCUUACAUUCCUAUUUGAUCAGUGCAAUAAUGAAAAUGUUAUUAAACAAUUAUCAUUUUUUAAACAUUAUUUUCAAAUAUUACCAUUGGAAAAAUAUUCACCAACACAUCAUAUGAUUUCGAAAGAAUUACUUGAACCUAUUAUGCAACUUCUUCGCCAUUGUUUCAAUGUAAUCGAUAUGAAUUGUAAUAAAAUUCUGGAUUCAGAUGAAUUUCUAUUGCUUUCAAAUCAAGAAUUGAUUGUAUCGAUUCUUUCAAGAGAUACAUUAAAUAUUGAUUCUGAAUUGGAUAUUUAUAAUGCACUUUGUCGUUGGUCAAAUCAUCAAUGUAAACAACAACGAUUAGAAUUGACUGCCGAAAAUAAACGAAAAGUAUUGGGUGAUUUAAUUUAUCUUCCUCGUUAUUUGAUUAUGAAACGAAAUGAAUUUAUUGAUGGCCCAUAUAAAGAUGAAAUAUUGAAACGUGAUGAAAAAGAAAUCCUGCUGAAAAUAUUGAAUAAUGAUGAUAAUAUUGAACUACCAGAUGCAAUGAAACCGUACAAAAUGCGAAUAGCACGACAUUACGACAAUACAAACAAUGAUUGUGAUAAUAAUAAUGAUAAUAAUGAUGAUCAAACUACUAAUAUACAGCCAAAAUUGACCAAAUCAUUAAGCUAUGAAAAAGGUUUUAAUGAAAAAAAGAAACGUUCAGUACAGAAAAGAUUUGUAAAAGGUUUUGUUAAUGUUAUGGUUUUAAUUAUUAGAGUUUUGGAUUGAUGUAAAAAGAAAACUAUUGUAAACGCAUUUAACCAAACACACAGAAAACAAGAAAACAACAUUCGUUUUUAUUUUAUUUUAUUUUAGAAAAAAUUGUUUUUGAUUUGAUUCGAUGACCAAAUACGCAUUUACUCUUCUUUGUCGAAUGUUUUUUUUUAUUAUUAUUAUCAAAAUACCAAUAUUUUUAUCAGGAAAUUGUUGUUUUUCUUUCCUUGUGUAUUAAUUAUAAUUAUAAUAUU
Messenger RNA from Dermatophagoides pteronyssinus (European house dust mite), 2145 nucleotides. RefSeq names its product kelch-like protein 41. Gene Ontology annotation, molecular function: protein binding. Lineage: Eukaryota; Metazoa; Arthropoda; Arachnida; Sarcoptiformes; Pyroglyphidae. Gene Ontology annotation, biological process: neurogenesis. The record is from RefSeq and is a predicted model, not a curated record. Gene Ontology annotation, cellular component: cytosol.